Molecule: messenger RNA, 883 nt
Organism: Magallana angulata
Lineage: Eukaryota; Metazoa; Mollusca; Bivalvia; Ostreida; Ostreidae
Product: histone H2B-like
Exons: 1
Coding region: 16-561 (181 amino acids)
Cellular component (GO): nucleosome
Molecular function (GO): DNA binding; protein heterodimerization activity; structural constituent of chromatin
Source: RefSeq, a predicted model, not a curated record
CUUCCACGGAUUGAAAUGUUCCGCCAAUCGCUAUGCUUGUCUUAUACGCACCUCGGGCAAACCGACCAAUUUAAUGUUUACAAGGACGUCCGCAAUUUACCUGUUCGCUUCAAUCCCCCUCGCGUGAUAUAUAAGGCCGCGAUUCGCUUAGCGCCACUCAUAGUUUCAGUUUGCCAGCAAUCUGUAAACAUGCCACCCAAAGUCGGAUCUAAAGGAGCUAAGAAAGCCGCCACCAAGGCCAAGGCCCAGAGAACUGGGGACAAGAAAAAGCGCAGGAGGAGGAGGGAAUCCUACGCUAUCUACAUCUACAAAGUCCUGAAGCAGGUGCACCCUGACACUGGAGUUUCCAGCAAGGCCAUGAGCAUCAUGAAUUCUUUCGUCAAUGACAUCUUCGAGAGAAUCGCCGCCGAGGCUUCCCGCCUGGCCCACUACAACAAACGCUCAACCAUCACCAGCAGAGAAAUCCAGACUGCAGUCCGUCUUCUCCUGCCCGGUGAAUUGGCCAAGCACGCUGUCUCUGAAGGCACCAAGGCUGUCACCAAGUACACCAGCAGCAAGUAAACUGCAAGCAGUGGCAGUUUGAUAAAACAAAACGGCCCUUUUCAGGGCCACACAAAUUUUUCGAAAAGCUACCAUCUUUAUAAUGCAAUAGUAAACAACUGUUUCAGUUGUGUGUACUGGUUGUGUCAUUGUAAUGCUGUCAAUUUCUUAAACAGUCCUUUAAGGAAAAUAAACAAAUACAUGAAGAAAAAAAAAACCCUCAAAUACACAUACAUCAAAUACAAAUUAUGCAUCAGAGGGGUACGUGCAUGUACAAUAAAAACAAAAUCUUUCCCAAUUACAGCACAUGUGCCCGAUUUCCACAGAUUUCUCCUAUUUUCGA